GAGGUGGCCCCACCCGCCCCGCCCCUCGCCUGAGUGACAGCCCGAGGAGGGUGGGGCCUCUGGGUGGGGCAGGGAGGAAGAGGAGGGCGGCGGAGAGAGGAGCAACGCCACCGAGGGGCUCCUUCCCUGCUUCCUUUCGGGGUCCCGCAAAAUGGGGUCCCAGAGGCUGCAUGAGGGGGAGUGAGUGUCCCAGCGCUUCUCAUCCACAUCGGUAGAGUAAAGACAGGCCGGCCGCAGCCUUCACCCAGGCUCUGUCUAGGAUGAGCUCCUCGUCCCUCUUGCAGGGCAGCGCCAUGGAGCCUCCGGUGCUGCUGAGCGACAUCAAGACGGAGCCCCCCGAGGAGCUGCUGGCCAGUGACUGCAACCAGCCCCAGGCUGAGCCGGUGGACUUGUCCCUGCACAAGAGCAAGCCCCCGCUGCGCCCUCCCUGCUCUUCCUCCUCCUCUUCCUCCUCUUCCUCCGUCCGCACCUCGCCCGUGCUGACCGCGCCCCCAGCACCAGUCGUCUCCGUGUCCACCGUGGGGCUGGGCCCCUCCUCGGCCGCCAUCCCGGCCGUCCUCUCGCCGGGCUCCCUCCUGGCCUCCACGCAGGGCAGCGGCGGGCAGCAGAUCCUCCACCUCAUCCACACCAUCCCCUCAGUCAACCUGCCCGGCAAGAUGGGCGGCCUCCAGACCAUCCCCCUGGUAGUCCAGUCCCUGCCCUUGGUCUAUGCUGCCAUGCCCUCCGACGGGGUCGCGGCCACUGCCGCCCUCACUGUGCCCCUCAUCGGCGGAGACGGGAGGAACGCCGGCACCGUGAAAGUUGAGCCAAGCUCCAUGUGUUCGGUGGAUGCGAAUAGUGACAGUGAAACCAGCGCUUCGGAGAGCGGACCUCCUUCCUUCUCCGACCUCCAGGGAGAGCCUUCAGCCGGCCAGAUGCAGUGGGCCGAGUCUCCGGACCUCAAGAAGCGGCGGAUCCACCAGUGUGACUUCGAGGGCUGCAACAAAGUUUACACAAAGAGCUCACAUCUGAAAGCACACAGGAGGAUACACACAGGAGAGAAGCCCUACAAAUGCACCUGGGAGGGCUGCCCCUGGAAGUUUGCCCGCUCGGAUGAACUGACCCGGCACUUCCGGAAGCACACCGGCCUCAAGCCCUUCCGCUGCUCGGACUGCGAUCGCAGCUUCUCCCGCUCCGACCACCUGGCCCUGCACCGACGGAGGCACCUCAUGAUGUGAACGCACAGCUGGGCCCCACUUCCCUUUGGUACCCUUUGGACCCCUGCAUGGCGCCGGCCUUUUGCUACGGAGCCCCCGUUUCCUUGCCAUCCUUUGAGCUCCUGGCCUUGGGACACAGAAGGGGUCACUUUGGGAUACGGAGCUUGAGAGAUCCAGCCCCGAGGUCGGUUUGGAUGCAUUUUGGCUCCGACAAAAUGCUCAGUCCACGCCUUUCCCUGUGGCUGAUCCUGGAUUCAAGUUCCCAGGAAACUGCAAAGCACAGGGAGAAAAAAUACAACUCUGUUUUGAUAUUAUGAGCACUGAAACAAAAGUUGGAAAUGUAGACUCCGCCAGAGGUUUACUUGGAUGGAUUUUGGAAAUUUUUUCCCCUUUUUCUCCUGAAACUGGUGACCGUGAAGACUUCAUGUCGUCUUUUUUGAUGGCGAGAUCAAUUCUCUCUUUUUUUUAAAUUAUGGAGUUCGGAAUCUUGUGUGUCUGAGUGCGUACGGUUGCAUGAGAGAGAGAAAGGAUUUUUUACAAACCCGGUUUUAAGCCUUUUAAGCAGCGGACCCGAUCCCAUUGCAGCCAGCCGGAGGACUGUGAUGACUCAAUGAGGUUUGAGGUGGGCUUCUGUGAGUUGAAGGAAACAGACGGACAAAUGGAGUCUCAGUGGCGGAGUUGUGAGUCUGUUUGUUUGCGUGCAUGGCUCUUCCUUUUCUGAAAGGAUCCUUGGAAAUGCGCCAUUCGGACUCGGUGCCCAACGAAGGUCCAAAGAACUGCCGGGAAGCUAUUUGCUUGAGGGGAUUUGAAGGCCUUUUUUUCCCUUCUCUUUUACUCCACUCUUUGCGGAGGUCAAAUAUGAUUUUUUGCAAAAAUG
Anolis carolinensis (green anole) is the source of this 2073-nucleotide messenger RNA. It is a transcript of the gene klf8, whose product is annotated as KLF transcription factor 8. The record is from RefSeq and is a predicted model, not a curated record. The transcript is spliced from 6 exons. Gene Ontology annotation, biological process: regulation of transcription by RNA polymerase II. Gene Ontology annotation, molecular function: DNA-binding transcription factor activity, RNA polymerase II-specific; RNA polymerase II cis-regulatory region sequence-specific DNA binding. NCBI's taxonomy places the organism in Eukaryota, Metazoa, Chordata, Lepidosauria, Squamata, Anolidae. The coding region runs from base 261 to 1217 and encodes 318 amino acids.